Messenger RNA from Pyrus x bretschneideri (Chinese white pear), 2134 nucleotides. RefSeq names its product pentatricopeptide repeat-containing protein At3g04760, chloroplastic. Lineage: Eukaryota; Viridiplantae; Streptophyta; Magnoliopsida; Rosales; Rosaceae. The record is from RefSeq and is a predicted model, not a curated record. The transcript has a single exon. Bases 114 to 2015 code for a protein of 633 amino acids. Gene Ontology annotation, molecular function: protein binding.
AUGAUAUCCAUCUCCCAACAUGUUUCCAAUUUUCUCCAUGCAAAUCUCCAAACUUUCUGCAAAAACAAUUUCUCCAUGAGAGCUGAAAAAACACCUCAACAAAUCCUCCACCAAUGACAACAGUUGCCGCCAAGCUGUUGCCUCAGAGCCUCCACGUCACCACCCACCCGAACCCCUCCUCCCACCAGACCAGUGCCGUGAGCUGCAGGGUUUGCAUUUCGUCAAACGGCGGAAACCGCCGCAGAAACCCGCCAAAGGCGGCGGCUUUCGCCAAAGCAAGAUCGACCCAGUUGCAGAACAAUAAUGUCAAGGAAACCCAUUUGGUGGAACCCUCUUCCCGCCAAACCAGUGCCUUGAGAUGCAGGGUUUGCAUUUCGUCCAACGCCGGAAACCGCCGCAGAAAUCCGUCAAAGGCGGCGGCUUCCGCCGAAGCAAGACCGACCCAGUUGCAGAACAAUGAUGUCAAAGAAACCCAUUUGGUGAAAGUCCUCAACAGGUCCUGCAAAGCAGGGCAGUACAAUGAAGCACUCUAUUUUCUUGAGCUGAUUGUGAACAAGGGCUACAAGCCUGAUGUGAUUCUCUGCACAAAGCUCGUCAAAGGGUUCUUCAAUUCGAGAAAUGUCGAGAAGGCCGUUCGGGUUAUGCAGAUUUUGGAGAAGUAUGGUGAGCCUGAUUUGUUUUCAUACAAUGCGUUGAUCAGCGGUUUCUGUAAGGCAAAUCGGAUUGAUGCAGCAAACAAAGUGCUUGAUAGGAUGAGGAGCCAGGGGUUCUCACCUGAUGUUGUUACUUACAAUAUAAUGAUUGGGAGUCUUUGUGGGAGGGGGAAGCUAGGAUUAGCUUUGAAGGUUUUGGAUCAGUUGGUGAAGGAUAAUUGCAGGCCAACUGUGAUUACUUACACGAUUUUGAUCGAAGCAACGAUUCCUGAAGGCGGAAUUGAUGAAGCAAUGAAGCUUUUGGAUGAGAUGUUGUCAAGAGGGCUUAAACCUGACAUGCAUACUUACAAUGCAGUUGUUAGGGGAAUGUGCAGAGAAGGGAUGCUGGAUAGGGCUUUCGAGUUUGUUAGGAGCUUAGAUUUGAAGGGAUGUUCGCCUAAUGUCGUCUCGUACAACAUUUUGUUACGAGCGCUAUUGAAUCGAGGUAAAUGGGAAGAAGGGGAGAAGCUGGUGAGCAAUAUGUGCUCGAGAGGCUGUGAGCUGAACGUGGUGACUUACAGCAUUUUGAUUAGCACGCUGUGUCGCGAUGGCAAAGUCGAGGAUGCAGUGAAUGUGUUAAAGAUCAUGAAGGACAAGGGGUUGACUCCGGAUGCGUACAGUUAUGAUCCGUUGGUUUCUGCUUUCUGCAAAGAGGGGAGAUUGGAUUUGGCAAUAGAGUUUUUGGAUUACAUGAUAUCGGAUGGCUGCUUGCCGGAUAUUGUGAACUACAACACGAUAUUGGCUGCUUUGUGUAAGAGUGGAAAGGCUGAUCAGGCUUUGCAAAUCUUCGAGAACCUCGGUGAAGUGGGAUGUCCUCCGAAUGUGAGCUCAUACAACACCAUGUUCAGUGCACUGUGGAACUGUGGAGACAGAGUUCGAGCUUUGCAAAUGGUAUCAGAAAUGGUAAGCAAAGGAAUUGAUCCCGAUGGGAUUACUUACAAUUCGCUUAUAUCGUGUUUGUGCAGAGAUGGGAUGGUGAAUGAGGCUAUAGGGUUGUUGGUAGACAUGGAAACUGGUGGCUUUCAGCCAACAGUUAUCAGUUACAACAUCGUUCUUCUCGGGUUGUGCAAAACGCGUAGGAUUGUCGAUGCCAUUGAAGUGCUCGCGGCAAUGGUUGAAAAGGGGUGCCGGCCAAAUGAAACUACCUACACUUUGUUGAUUGAAGGAAUUGGUUUCGCAGGAUGGCGAGCUGAAGCGAUGCAACUUGCCCACUCAGUUUUUAGUUUAAGGGCGAUUUCCGAAGAUUCGUUCAGACGUUUGAAUAGGACCUUUCCCAUGCUUGAUGUGUACAAAGAGCUUACUCUGUCUGAGAUUAAGAACUAGCUUUUGGUUUGUAGCUACAAAGAGGAUUAGUUGGAUUAAAAGACUAUUUUAGGCUCAGCAGAAGCCUAUAUUCACUUACUAAUGAGAGAACUGCCUUGCAGGGCAGAUUUGGCAUUUUA